AGAGACGCACACUCAUUGUCCUUGCACUUCUUCUCGCCAGAGCCAUCUCCCAUUAAGCUGCACUAAGCAGACUCUUCCUUGUCACAGCCUCAUCAUCGCAGGCUGAAAUAGGAGGAACAUUACAGGCACAUCGCUGCGGUCUCCUCAGAAGGCAUAGAGCUUCACAGCAUCCCUCCAGGCUCCACAAUGGCUUCCCAAUCCUCAUCGUCGGCAACGACGCAAUGGGCUUACCGGUCGCAAAAAUCAAUAGGCCUCCUCACCGGACCUCCCUCUUAUGCGCCCGUCUCCGGCUUUGACCGCGAAGAGGCAGACAGCUCAAAUCAGACUAGGGUGUUCAAGUACAGCCCCGAUGGAAGAUGGGUGGCAAUGGGAAUGGAGAACCACCUUCUCCUGCUCUCGACGUCGGAUCCCACUGCAUCAGUUCGUACACACACUAUCCCGCUACCACGAGUCGUAGACCUCGCCUUCUCGCCCAGGGGAGGCUACCUCAGCACAUGGCAACGCCCAUUCAAGGACGAAGAGGGUAACAACGUGCCCAACCUGCGCCUAUGGCGUACAAGCGAUGGAGCUGAAGUGGGCGCAUGGGAGCGCAAGAGCCAAGAGGGAUGUCACCCACAGCUCAACGAGGAGGAGACCUACCUCGUGCGCCAGGUCUCGACUGAGCUGCAGGUCUUUGAGCCCAACGCUGUGCAAGCCAAGGGCGUCGUGGGGAGACUGAGAUUAGAAGGCAUGACCAGCUUCGAGCUGGGAGCUGGCUCAAAGCCGGUAGUCGCUGUCUUCUGCGGGGAGAAAAAGGGAGCCCCGGCCUCAGUGAGAGUCUUCUCCCUCGCCUCCCUCAUUCCUUCGCCAGAGAAUCCUCCAGCUCCCGUCUCGCAAAAGACGUUUUUCAAGGCAGACAAAAUUCAGAUGAAGUGGAACAAGGCCGGAACUUCCCUUCUGUUCAUGACAUCGACCGAUGUGGACAAGACCGGCAAGUCGUACUAUGGAGAGACAAAUCUCUAUAUGAUCUCCUCGCGAGGAGACUUCGACUGCCGAGUAGCCCUUGACAAGGAAGGUCCUAUCCAUGACUUCGAAUGGUCUAGCAACGGCCGGGAAUUCAUUGUCGUCUACGGAUACAUGCCGUCCAAGGCUACGCUGUUCAGCUUCCGGGUCAAUGUCAUUGCAGAACUUUGCUCGGCUGCCAGGAAUACUGUGACCUUCAACCCUCAGGGCCGUCUCUUCUGCCUCGCCGGCUUCGGUAACUUGAACGGAAUGGUCGAUGUCUGGGAUCGUCAAAAUCUGGGCAAAGGAAAGCUCUUCACAUUUGACGCUAGCAACUCUAGUGUACUGGAGUGGAGCCCAUGUGGAGAGUUCAUCCUCACCGCUACCUUGAGCCCUCGCCUGAGAGUGGAGAACGGCAUCAAGAUUUGGCAUUGCACUGGACAAUUGAUUCACGUUGACUUCAUCGACGAGAUGUACCAGGCCGGCUGGAGGCCAGGAUGGAGCACAGCUACAGCCCAAGGAGCUCGCGACCCUCCCCCUUUCCCUGCUGAGCUGCCAGCUUCGCCUGCGCCGAGCGCGGCUGCCAAGGAGUGGCUGGACAAGGCGGCUGCCAAGCCUCAACGGCCCGCUGGUGCUUACAGGCCGCCAGGAGCUCGAGGAGCAGCGGCCAGCACUGCGUACAGCCGAGAGGAGGACUCGCUGGGUAGCAGUAGUCCCUCGAGACCUGGUGCAGGUACCAAUGGCCACGGAGCCUACGUUCCCGGCGCCAACAGGGGCAAGCGCCAAGUCCCCGGUGCACCACGGCCCAAGGAGAACCAGAGCAACGGCAGUGCGCCUGGUCCUGGUACGCCCACUGGACCCAAGGGCGGCAAGAAGAACAAUGCCAACAACAAGGCCAAGAGCAAUACGGGCACUCCCACACCUACCGCUCCUGCCUCUCCUGGCCCUGGAGCCCAGGUAUCCCUAGGCUCAGAAGCAGUCGACGCCUCCUCCUCCUCCUCCUCCGCUCCCCCCGCCACAUCUGGUGCGGCAGAAGUAGGCGGGAACAGCCAAGCGGUUGCUCUAGACAAGAAGUUGCGCAACUUGACCAAGAAGCUCAAGGCGAUUGAGGAUCUCAAAGCUCGGCGGGAUGCGGGGGAGAAAUUGGAACAGACGCAGAUGUUGAAGAUUGCUAAUGAGGGCGAGUUAAGGAGGGAGUUGCAGGCGCUGGAGUAGAUGAGAGGAGCGAGGGAAUUGAGCAUUGGGGGAGAGGAGAGAGGAGGAGAGGAGAGGCGACCGGAGGCGAGGGGAGAGGUAGAUGUCGCGGCAUGGAGAAAGCAUAGCACAUCCUACGGCACAGCGGUAGUUUUGGCCUUCUCAUGUGCGCUUGCUGUCCUCACAUUGCCGCUGCUGCUGCUGCUGGUGGUGCCGCUGCUGCUGCUGUCACCACCUAGUGUGCACCGCACCGCACCGCACCGCACUGCCCACCCUUGUACCCUACUUUUCCCCAAAUCUCCCAUUCUCCCAUUCUCCCAUCUCCUCACCCCACUCAUGACAAUCCACCAUACAUCACAUCACAUCACAUCACGCCGCGC
This is a messenger RNA of Microstroma glucosiphilum, 2555 nucleotides long. RefSeq names its product translation initiation factor eIF-2A. NCBI's taxonomy places the organism in Eukaryota, Fungi, Basidiomycota, Exobasidiomycetes, Microstromatales, Microstromataceae. Gene Ontology annotation, molecular function: protein binding; tRNA binding; translation initiation factor activity. Gene Ontology annotation, biological process: translational initiation. The record is from RefSeq and is a predicted model, not a curated record. Gene Ontology annotation, cellular component: cytosolic small ribosomal subunit. The transcript is spliced from 3 exons. Bases 187 to 2196 code for a protein of 669 amino acids.